GAGAAGCGAAAGAUAAGGAGAGACCGUAACAGUACAGCCGCUAACAACCACCAUUACUACAAUCAUCACAACUUCUAUGACUUCUACCGUCAUUUCCCUCUCUCCUCUCUCUCUCUCUCAUAUAAGCAAGACUUGAUGCACAUAUACACACACGCAAAGGAAUCGAUGAUGGGGGGAAGGAGUGGGAGAUGGGAUGGAGUGAUAGGUGAUGUAUGCUUGCUGUCACCACUACUCUCUUCGAGUAUAAGCCGAGGAGAGUAA
Molecule: messenger RNA, 261 nt
Organism: Rodentolepis nana
Lineage: Eukaryota; Metazoa; Platyhelminthes; Cestoda; Cyclophyllidea; Hymenolepididae
Source: the annotation of a GenBank genome assembly